Musa acuminata subsp. malaccensis (wild Malaysian banana) is the source of this 1065-nucleotide messenger RNA. RefSeq names its product probable WRKY transcription factor 70. Gene Ontology annotation, biological process: regulation of DNA-templated transcription. Gene Ontology annotation, molecular function: DNA-binding transcription factor activity; sequence-specific DNA binding. The record is from RefSeq and is a predicted model, not a curated record. NCBI's taxonomy places the organism in Eukaryota, Viridiplantae, Streptophyta, Magnoliopsida, Zingiberales, Musaceae.
UCAUUUGCAUCUGCACCUUCAUCUUCAUCUGAAGAUCCAAGAUGGAGAUGCUCGAUCCAUGUUACACAGCUGCUCAUGGCCUACUACUCUCGCCUGCAUGCAACCACGCGAUGGUAAUAGAGCAGCUCAAUCGUGCGCAUGAGCUCACAAGCCAACUGCAGGCUCUUCUUCUGCCGUUACUUCCUGGCCGUAGCUGGUCGGAGCUUGCUAGGGCUCAGAUCAGAGAGAUGCAACAGUGCUAUACCUCCGCUCUCUCCAGGCUCCAGUCUGAUGCCGGCAGCUGCUGGUCAACGCCUUUGGAUGUACGCAGCGUUGAUGAUCGGAGAGGUUCUGGUUAUUCUUCAGAGGAGAAAAGGAAGAACUUAGACGGGGACUGGCCUGAUAAUCGCAAGCGAAGGAGGAAAGAAAACUCUUACUCGGUAGUCACAUCAGUCCAGUAUGAUGGCCAUCAGUGGAGGAAGUAUGGGCAGAAGUUGAUCCACGGUUCCAAACAUCCAAGAAGCUACUUCAGGUGCACUUACAGCACAGAUCAAGGGUGCCAAGCAAGAAAGACGGUGCAAAAGGAUGAUAGCGAUGCAGAUCCACCCAACUAUCUCGUAGUCUAUACCAUGACACACACCUGCAAGAACGUCGUCGAGACCAACUUCCCUUCCGUGAUGGAAUCACUUGUUGAAAACUCAGCAGCGUCGUAUGACCACCGUAGACCGAGCUCCUUCGUCAUCCAAGACCAGCACCUUUGUCCUCCAUUGGCUGUCACGCCCAACCAUAGCCAGAGUCGUAGCAUCCCAUUGUUCGGUGAUCAAGAGCUGGUGCAUCUGUUACCCUCCGAAGUGACAGGAUCAGUUUUCUCCGGCACAUUUGAUAUGAAGGAUGGGUUAUUGAACUUAGAAUCAACGUGGGAAUCCCUUGAACUGGAUGCAUAUAUGAAGACGAUGGUGGAGAGUAUGUACUAAGAGAUAGCAACUGAUCGAUGUGUGAGUGAGAGGCAUCUUUAGAGUUGGUCGAAGACAUGAAACUCGCUUAUUCUAACUAGUGAAUAAUCAAUUGAUAUGCUUCUUUUUGUAG